CCCUCCCAAUUUCCCCCGUCAGUUCCACCCCCCCUUCUUAAAAAGACUAUUGUGUGUUUGGCGGGGGAGGGCACGGGAUUGAUUCUUUAAGGAGGGAGCCUGGCUCUGGAGAGGUCUGUGGGAUCCGCCGAGGGGUCACCGGGAUGAAAAUGGAGGAGCAGGAUUUGGUCAACUCCAUGGUAAAGGAUGGUUAUGAAGGGGUAGGCGCAGCACCUCAUGUCCUGCAGGCCAAGAGUUUCAGGGAAUUCCACCCAAGGAGACCGGAAGAGCAAAUCAAACAGGAAAAAGACGAAGGACCAUUUCAGAGGUGGGAAAACCAAUGGCAAGAGUUCCUGAAGACGGUGGAGUCUCCUUGCUCAGGCUGGGGGGUCCCCCAGUUGCCAGAGGAGCCCAGGCCGUGGGACGACACCAAGGGCUUCCUGGCCGCUUUUGAGCAAGUGGCCGAAGCCUGCAGGUGGCCCAGGGAAGAGUGGGUGACCCGGCUCCUGCCGGCUCUCCGUGGAGAAGCCGAGCAGGCCUUCGACAGGCUGGAGGGGCGAGACAGAAAGGAUUAUGAGAAACUGAAGGGGGCCAUCUUGCGACAGGACGCCAUGCGCCGGGAGAAGCAGCGGCAACACUUCCGGCGCUUCUGCUACCAAGAGGUGGAGGGGCCUAGAGGGGCCUACAGCCAGCUCUGGGAACUUUGUCGCGGGUGGUUAAGGGUUGAGAAGCACUCCAAGGAGCAGAUCCUGGAGCUGCUGGUCCUGGAGCAACUCCUGACCAUCCUGCCACGGGAAAUGCAGAGCUGGGUGAGGGAGCACGGCCCGGAGACCUGCGCCCAGGCGGUAGCCCUGGCCGAGGAUUUCCUGCUGAGGCAGCGAGAGGCCGAGAAAGAGGAGAAACAGAUCCUAGUGCCGUUUGUGGAGGUGGCUGUGAGUUUCUCUGAGGCAGGGCAGGGCCCGUCUGAUCUCAAGUCGACAGAGCUGUGCGUGGAAACGAAGCAGGUGGCUGACCCCAUACUUUUGGAUUAUGAACAGGUUGGUGAAAGAGAAGAAAAAAAAUACCAGCUUGAGGAUCUUAAGCCAAUGGAGCCAUCUCGAAGAAUAGCUAGGGAGAGUUUUCCCCAUAAUCAAAUCCAAGGGGGAGCAUACGAGGAUGAACAUGGACCACUUGGGCAGUUCGGUGACCAUUGCCUUAGGAAUGUGAUGGAUAGAUCUGUUUCCUCCAUGUCAGACGAGGAGGCCUUUGGUGAAAGCCUCCAGUGGAAGAAAUCAAACUCACUCAGUGGUCCCGAGGAAGCUUUCAAGCGGGGCUCUGAUUUUGUCAAACACGACAGAGCUGAUGCUCAGGAGGGGUCAUACCAGUGCACAGAGUGUGGGAAAAUUCUCAGUCGUAAGGAUCACCUCAAGAGACACCAGCAGAUCCACACGAGGAAGAAGAAACCGCAUCAGUGCUUGUAUUGUGGGAAGUGCUUCCGGCAAAAGUCAGACCUUAUUUUUCACGAGAGAAUCCACACAGGGGAGAAACCACACCAGUGCUCUGUCUGUGGGAAGAACUUUAGGAGUACUUGCCAGCUGAUUGUCCAUGAAAGAAUCCACACCAGAGAGAAACCUUACAAGUGCUCUGCCUGUGGGAAGAGAUUUAGCCAGAACGCAAACCUCACUGUGCAUCUAAGAACCCACACCGGCGAAAAGCCAUACAAAUGCUCUGUCUGUGAAAAAAACUUCAUUCAGAAAUCACACCUUAUGAAACAUGAGAGAAUCCACACACGGAAAAAGACCUGCAAUUGUUUAGCUUUGAAAGAGCUUCCAUCAGAAUGAGCUUCUUUCCACAGCAUGACUGCUGUGCUUGCGGAAAGUACUUCAUUUGCAAUGUGUACCUUCUUUCACAUGAAAGAAGCCACAGGGAGAAGAAUUAGAUAAGCACUUGAUAUGUAACACAAAUUUUUGGUCAUAAUUUUGUCCUUAGCAGACAUCAAGGAACCCAUCUGGAGGAAAUUCCAAACAAUGGUGGCUGGUGCCAUUUGAGAGUGGUAAGCGGGGAAAGCAGGGAGGCCAACAGCGGCUGGAGCCAGAGUCAAUGACAGGCAGAAUCAACUAAUUCUAAUUUUGUCUGCAUCCUCCUUCCUCCUGAGCUCUCCAAGGGCAAAACUGAGGCUAAGGAGGAGGAAGCUGACAGCCGGUGGCUCUCCCUGGAGUUUUAAGUAAGAAGGCAGGCAGGUGGGGGUUGGCUGAAGGCAGACUAAGGUUGGUGGGGCCAGGACUGUGGAGUCGGAGUCGUGGAGUCGGAGUCGGGAGCAAUUAUGGGUGGAGUCGGAGUCGGUAGAAAUGUUCCAACUCCGACUCCUUCAUAAAUGGCAAAUGUAUAUUAACUAGUAAUAACAGAUUUACUGUAGUAAACUG
Molecule: messenger RNA, 2381 nt
Organism: Rhineura floridana
Lineage: Eukaryota; Metazoa; Chordata; Lepidosauria; Squamata; Rhineuridae
Product: zinc finger and SCAN domain-containing protein 31-like
Exons: 4
Coding region: 144-1799 (551 amino acids)
Biological process (GO): regulation of transcription by RNA polymerase II
Molecular function (GO): RNA polymerase II cis-regulatory region sequence-specific DNA binding; DNA-binding transcription factor activity, RNA polymerase II-specific
Source: RefSeq, a predicted model, not a curated record